CAAUAAUGGAAGAAGGAAAGAGUCCAACAGAUGAUAAGUUAAAGAUGCAACAAGAGAAUCUAGUUUCUGCAGGCAAACCAUCAAGAAUGUAUGAUGUUCAUCAAAAUAUUAUGAAAAAUCAACAUAAUGAUUGCUCAUCGAUGAAACAAAUGAGAAAAUAGAAAAAGCCUUGAAAAAUCAUUUAAUAUGUCUUCUGAGCAAAGACUUCAAUCUUCCAAUAAAUAUUUCAAAAACCAGAAUGGAGAAUACAAAGAUGCUUCAAAUACAUUGGAUUCAGCUAAUGUAUGUCUAAGUAGAGGCAGUGUUUUAAUCAAAGCAAAUCAAAUUGAGACUUAUAUUCCAUGAGAUGUAGAAAAUACUACACAACCAAGGCAAGAGUUUCAAUUAUGUUUAGUGGCAAACCUUUGACUAAUAUUUAUCCUAAUCAACAAGUCAAUAUAUUGAUUCUUCCAGCAUCAAAGAACACAAAUGCAAUUGCAUAUGAUAUAAAAUCAAAAGAAUUUGCCAAAGUAAAACAAAUUUCCAAACAACCAAGACCUCCUCCUAGUUUUAUGGCCCAGCUAAGCCCAUUCCACCAAGGUCUUAUAGACACAUUCGGAAAACUAUUCUGCCUCAGAGAGUACAACAUCAACUGCUUCACAGACCCAAGCUCCAAAACAAGCUCCCCUAGUAUCAGCGCUCUCGCCGAAAACGGUGAUCUAAACUACAGUUCCCUCUCAUCCCCUUGCACCACCCCAAAAAGCAACCACCUCUUCAAUAACUCCCAUCCAGUCGUGCCGAACAAGACGAACCAAGCCUACUUCGAAGACAGCCAAAUCCCACACAAGAAUUCCAACUCUGAUGAAGCCCUAAAGAAACUUUAAGCUCUGCUAAUACUCUUUG
This is a messenger RNA of Moneuplotes crassus, 882 nucleotides long. The record is from the annotation of a GenBank genome assembly. Lineage: Eukaryota; Ciliophora; Spirotrichea; Euplotida; Euplotidae.